UGCAGCUGGAAUUGCAAUUUGAGGCGCUGCCUGGGCCGGGACAGGGAGUGGGAGGAAGCCGGAGCGCGGGGGGCUGCGCGGGGCCCCGCCGGGGACAGAGCCGCGGGGACAGAGCCGCGGGGACAGAGCCGCGGGGACAGAGCGGCCAGCCCGCGGGACACAGCCCGGGGGACAAAGCGGGGGCUGUCCCCAACCCGUGUCCUCCCCCACAGCGGCGGGCAGCGAGGCCAUGGCGAUGCUGCUGGAGCCCGGGAUGCAGAGCCUGCGGAUGAGUGCCAACGGCGAGCGGUGCCCGACGCCGUCCCCGCCCGGCUCCCCGGGGACACCCCACGACAGCUGCAGCAUCGCCCCCCUGACGCCGUCCCAGUCACCGCGGAGCGAGGCGCGUUCCCAGCAGGCCCCGUCCUUCUCCGUGGUGGUGGCCAUCGACUUUGGCACCACCUCCAGCGGUUACGCCUUCAGCUUCACCAGCGACCCCGAGGCCAUCCACAUGAUGAGGAAAUGGGAGGGGGGGGACCCGGGCGUGGCCAACCAGAAGACCCCCACCAGCCUCCUGCUGACCCCAGAGGGGACAUUCCACAGCUUCGGCUACACCGCCCGCGAUUACUACCACGACCUGGACCCCGAGGAGGCCCGCGAGUGGUUCUACUUCGAGAAGUUUAAGAUGAAGAUCCACAGCACCAGCGAUCUGACCAUGAAAACCGAGCUGGAAGCUGUCAACGGGAAGAAGAUGCCGGCGCUGGAGGUGUUCGCCCAUGCGCUGCGCUUCUUCAAGCAGCACGCGGUGCAGGAGCUGAAGGACCAGUGCCCAUCCCUGCCCGAGAACGAUGCCAUCCGCUGGGUCCUCACCGUGCCGGCCAUCUGGAAGCAGCCGGCCAAGCAGUUCAUGCGGGAAGCAGCCUACAAGGCCGGGCUGGUGUCCCCGGAGACACCGGAGCAGCUGCUGAUCGCGCUGGAGCCCGAGGCCGCCUCCAUUUACUGCCGGAAGCUGCGGCUGCACCAACUGAUCGAGCUGAGCUGCCGCCCCCCGGCCAACGGGGCCGAGCCCCCCCAAACCAUCGACUCCAGCUUCCGGCAGGCCCGGGAGCAGCUCCGGCGAUCCCGGCACAGCCGCACCUUCCUGGUGGAGUCGGGAGUGGGCGAGCUCUGGUCGGAGAUGCAGGCAGGUGACAGGUACAUCGUGGCCGAUUGUGGCGGGGGCACGGUGGAUUUGACCGUGCACCAGAUCGAGAAGCCGCAGGGGACGCUGAAGGAGCUCUACAAAGCCUCGGGAGGUCCCUACGGGGCCGUGGGCGUGGACCUGGCCUUUGAGAAGCUUCUGUGCCACAUAUUUGGGGACGAUUUCAUCGCCACCUUCAAGGCCAAGCGUCCGGCAGCCUGGGUGGACCUGACCAUCGCCUUCGAGGCACGGAAGCGCGCUGCAGCCCCGAGCCGCUCCAGCCCCCUCAACAUCUCCCUGCCCUUCUCCUUCAUCGACUUUUAUCGCAAACACCGCGGCCACAACGUGGAGACCGCGCUCCGCAAGAGCAAUGUCAACCUGGUGAAGUGGUCGUCCCAAGGGAUGCUGCGGAUGUCCCCAGAGGCCAUGAACGAGCUGUUCCAGCCAACCAUCACCCACAUCAUCCAGCACAUCGACACCCUCCUGAAGAAACCGGAGGUCCACGGCAUCAAAUUCCUGUUCCUGGUGGGUGGCUUCGCCGAGUCGGCCAUGCUGCAGCGGGCGGUGCAGGCCGCCUUCGGCCACUGCUGCCGGGUCAUCGUCCCGCAGGAUGUGGGGCUGACCAUCCUCAAAGGGGCCGUGCUCUUCGGCCUGGACCCCGGCGUGGUGCGGGUGCGCCGCUCCCCGCUCACCUACGGCGUGGGGGUCCUCAACAAGUUCGUGGAGGGCAAGCACCCCCGGGAGAAGCUGCUGGUCAAGGAGGGCAAGAACUGGUGCACCGACAUCUUUGAGAAGUUCGUGACCGUGGACCAGUCGGUGGCGUUGGGCGAGGUGGUCCAGCGGAGCUACUGCCCCGCCCGGCCCGGCCAGCGCCGGACCAUCAUCAACAUCUACUGCUGUGACACCGAUGACGUGGUGUACAUCACCGACCCCGGCGUCAGGAAGUGCGGCACCAUCAGCCUGGAGCUGGGGGACACGGGGGACGUGGGCCCGGCGCGGGGCCGGCGCGAGAUCCGCACCAGCAUGCAGUUCGGGGACACCGAGAUCAAGGUGACGGCGCUGGACACGCGCACGGCACGCAGCGUGAAGGCCACCAUUGACUUCCUGUCCAAUUGAGGGGCCCCUGGAAUGUGCCACCAUUGACUUCCUGUCCAACUGAGCGGCCCCUGGGAUGUGCCACCAUUGACUUCCUGUCCAAAUGGGACUACCCAGGAUGUGCCACCAUCAGCUUCCUGUCCAAAUGGGACUACCCAGGAUGUGCCACCAUCGACUUCCUGUCCAAAUGGGACUACCCAGGAUGUGCCACCAUCGACUUCCUGUCCAAAUGGGACUACCCAGGAUGUGCCACCAUCGACUUCCUGUCCAAAUGGCACUACCCAGGAUGUGCCACCAUUGACUUCCUGUCCAAUUGAGGGGCCCCUGGGAUGCGCCACCAUUGACUUCCUGUCCAAUUGAGGGGCCCCCAUGAUGGGGCACCAUCAAUAUCCUGUCCAACUGAGGGGACUCUGGGACAUGCCACCAUUGUCUUCCUGUGCAACUGAGACUAGCCAGGAUGUGCCACCAUCUACUUCCUGUCCAACUGAGACCUUCCUGGAGACUCCACCAUUGAAUUAAUCUCCAACUGAGACCCUCUGUCAUCAUGGGGACACCUCCAGGAUCUGCCACCCUUGACUUGCUCUCCAACUGAGGGGCCCUGGCAUUGUGGGGACAUCCCUGGAAUCUGACACGAUUGACUUCUGGUCCAAAUGAGACCUCCCUGGAAAUGCCACCACUGACUUCCUGUCCAACUGACAUGGGGACUACCAUUGUGGGGACCACUGGGAGAUGCCACCACUGACUUCACCUUCAACUGAGGCCAUCCUGGGAUCUGCCAGCACUGAAUCCUGUCCAACUGAGAGUCCCUGUCAUUGUGGGGACACCCCCAGGAGCUGCCACCAUCAACUUCCUGUCCAACUGAGGGGCCUUGGGAGAUGCCACCAUCAACUUCAUUUCUAGCUGAGACCCCGCCAACAUCAUGGGGACCAGUGGGACCUACCACCAUGGACUUCCUGUCCAACGGAAACCUUCCUGGAGAUGCCACCAUCGAUUUCCACCCCAGCUGAGACCUCCUGUCACUGUGGGGACCAUGCCAGGACCUGGCACCAUUGAUUCCCUCCCAGAGUGAGACCCCCUCCUUAUCCUGGGGACCCCAGUCCCUGUCCCCACCCUCUCCCAUCUUCCUUUAACUGGAAUUGGCCUCAUGACCCCUCCCCAUCCCGAACGAGGACUCUUUGGGAUUUUCCACCCAGGGGUGUCCCCUGUCCCUCUGGGCAGGUUCAUGGAGGGGAUCUGGGCUCCCAGCCCAUUCCCAGUGGGAUUUUAAUCCUUCCCAAGGUGGGAUUUUGUACUUUAACCCCCCCUCCCCAGGCAUGUAAGAUAUCUUUGUAUUUAUAUACAUAUAUAUAUAUAUAUAUUUGUAGGCACAUAAAACCUCCUGAAAUUGC
Messenger RNA from Passer domesticus (house sparrow), 3642 nucleotides. RefSeq names its product heat shock protein family A (Hsp70) member 12B (gene HSPA12B). Bases 230 to 2275 code for a protein of 681 amino acids. The transcript has 13 exons. NCBI's taxonomy places the organism in Eukaryota, Metazoa, Chordata, Aves, Passeriformes, Passeridae. The record is from RefSeq and is a predicted model, not a curated record.